AUGGCAGCAGAAGACCUUGGGGCAGCAGAAGACCUUGGGGCAGCAGAAGACCUUGGGGCAGGAGAAGAUCUUGGGGCAGGAUAUCUUGGGACAGGAGAAGAUUUUGGGGCAGGAGAAGGCUCCAAGGUAGGAGAAGGCUCUGAGGCAGGAGAAGAUCUUGGGGCAGAAUUUCUUGGGGCAGGAGAAGAUCUUGGGGAAGGAGAAGGCUCAAAGAUAGAAGGCUCCAAUAUAGGAGAAGACCAUGGGGCAGGAGAAGACCAUGGGGCAGGAGAGGCAGGUGAGACCCUGGAGGGGGACAGCAGAGCCCCAGAGGAGCCUGAGGAGCUGCAGAAAGGAGAGGAGGAGGAACAGGAGGAGCUGGAGCCAGGAGAGGAGCCCUGGGCACAGGAGGGUGACCAUGGCAGUGCCCAAGAGGACUGGCAGGUGACAGCAGGGGACACUGAGGGGCCAGGACAGCCAGCCUGGGCAGGUGACACCCUGAGCAGUGCAGGAAGGCUGGAAAGCGAGCAGAGAGGUGGCUCAGGGCCAGCAGAGCUGGAGGAGGCCCAGGAGGAUGAUGAAGGAGAUGCCAGGAGGCAGGAGAUGAGGCAGCAGCAGGCGCUGGCACAGGCUGAGCUGGCACAGCUGGGCAGCGUGGCACAGCCUGUGCCAACCCCUCCAGGUUCCCCUGGGCACAGCCAGGAGCUGGUAGAGGCUCCAGGGGAACCAGGGGAGCUGGGGCAGGUGCCAGGUGCCAGCACUGAGUGGGCACUGGAGGAGACCCCCAGAGACACAGAGCUGGCAGAGCUGGAGAGCUCAGAGCUGGUGGCACCAGCGCAGGUGCCAGGUGAGAACAGCAAGUGGGCAUUGGAGGAAGCCACCAGAGACCCAGAGCUGGCAGAGCUGGUGGCACUGGGGCAAGUGCCAGGUGACAGUGCUGAGUGGGCAUUAGAGGAGACCCCCAGAAACACACAACCCAUAGAGCUGGAGAGCUCAGAGCUGGUGGCACCAGGGCAGGUGCCAGGUGAGUGGGCAUUGGAGGAGGCCACCAGAGAUACAGAACCCACUGAGCUGGUGGCACCAGGGCAGGUGCCAGGUGACAGUGCUGAGUGGGCAUUGGAGGACACCCCCAGAGACACAGAACCCACAGAACCUGGGGAGCUGGGGCAGGUGCCAGGUGCCAGUGCUGAGUGGGCACUGGAGGAGGCCACCAGAGACACAGAACCCACAGAGCUGGUGGCACCAGGGCAGGUGCCAGGUGAGAAGAACGAGUGGGCAUUAGAGGAGACCCCCAGAGACACAGAACCCCCAGAACUGGAGAGCUCAGAGCAAGUGGCACUGGGGCAGGUGCCAGGUGAGUGGGCACUGGAGGAGACCCCAAGAACCCCAGAGCUGGCAGUGGGCACGGGCAGGAGGGUGGAGCUGGAGGACACCCUGCCUGACAGCACCCCCCUGCACCUCUACCAGGAGGAGAUGCUGAUGGGGACACCCAGCCCAGACCCUCCAGAGAGCGAGGACACCACGGGGACAGCUCCUGUGUGUGCCACAGCCCAGCAGGGCCAAGGGAGGGACCAGCCACCAACUGCCAGCGUGCCACAAGAGGAGGCAGAGGAGGCUGAAGAAGAGGAAGGUUAUUUCAUGGUCUCUGCUCCCAGCCAAGAGGUGUCUAGCUCAGAGGAUGCCGAGAUCCCUGAGGACUUUGAAGAAAUUCAAGUGGACGCAGCUGAAGGCGGCCAAGAUGGUCUGGGGGCUCCUGGGGAAGCGUCUGCAGGGCCAGAGGAGGGCACAGAGCACCUGGAGGUGCUGGCUGCAGGAGCAGAUGAGGGUAUGGAGGUGCCCACUGAGGUGCCAGAGGAUGAGGAGGGCACUGCUGAGCUGGAGGAAGGCCCAGAAGAAGACCCCAGCUGCCUUGGGGUGGUGGAGCCAUCAUCAGGAGGUUCUGGUGAGCCAGCCCAGGGUGCCACAGCUUGGGAGGGACCAGAGCACCCAGAAGAUCCAGAUGAGGAGCUCCACAGCACAGCUGAGCUGGAGGAAGGCCCAGAAGAAGAUCCAAACUGUCUGGGGGUGGUGGAGCCAUCAUCAGGAGGUUCUGGUGAGCCAGCCCAGGGUGCCACAGGCUCUGCAGAAGAGCACCCAGAAGAUCUGGCUGCUGAUCUAGAUGAUGGUGUGGAGGUGCCCACUGAGGAACCUGAGGUGGCAGAGGAUGAGGAGGUCACUGCUGAGCUGGAGGAAGGCCCAGAAGAAGACUCCAGCUCUAUGGGGGUGAUGGAACCAUCAUCAGGAGGUUCUGGUGAGCCAGCCCAGGGUGCCACAGGCUCUGCAGAAGAGCACCCAGAAGAUCUGGCUGCUGAAGCAGAUAUGGAGGUGCCCACUGAGGAACCUGAGGUGCCAAAUGAUGAAGAGGACACUGCUGAGCUGGAAGAAGGCCCAGAAGAAGAUCCAAACUGUCUGGAGGUGGUGGAACCAUCAGCAGGAGGUUCUGGUGAGCCAACCCAGGGUGCCACAGGCUCUGCAGCUUGGGAGCGACCAGAGCACCCAGAGGAUCCAGAUGAGGAGCUCCACAGCACAGCUGAGCUGGAGGGGGAUGCCAGGACCCUGGGGCUGGCGGGGCAGGAGGAGGAGGAGGAGGAAGAUGAGGAUGAGCCCAGCAUGGCUCCCCAUGAACCAACCAAGGCCACAGCAGAGCUCCAGGCCCAGGCAGGGCCUGAUGGAGCAGAGCAGCCCCUGGAAGAGCAGCUAGGGAUGGAGGAGGGAGCCCUGGGCAGUGAGAGCCUGGGGCAGGGAGGUUCUCCAGAGGUGACCCCAGACAUCCCUGACACAGCCGAGCUGCCCGUGGAGAUCAUGAAAGCCUCGGGGAUUCUGGAAAUAGUUGAGCAGGCGCUGGAGUUCAACCAGGAGCUGAUGGGGGCGAGGGUGGCAGAGGCUGGGCAGGGUCCUGGCACGAGAGAGCUGUCCUGGGAUGGAGGAGAACACCCUGAACUCUCCCAGGAUGGAGGGGAACGCUCUGAGCUCUCCCGGGAUGCAGAGGAACACCCUGAGGUGUCCUGGGAUGGAGAGGAACACUCCGAGCUCCCCCAGGAUGCCCAGGAAGGCUCUGAGGUCUACCAGGGUGAAGGCGAACACCCCGAGCUGUCUCUGGAUGCCCAGGAAUGCUCUCAGCUCUCCCGGGAUGCAGAGGAAGGCUCCAAACUCUCCCGGGAUGCAGAGGAAGGCUCUGAUCUGUCCCAGGAUGCAGAGGAAGGCUCAGAGUUCUCCCAGGAUGCAGGAGAACACUCUCAGCUCUCCCAGGUUGCAGAGGAACACCCCGAGCUCCACUGGGAUGCAGAGGAAGACUCCAAACUCUCUCAAAAUGCAGAGGAAGGCCCCGAGCCGUCCCGGGAUGCAGAAGAACACUCUCAGCUCUCCCGGGAUGCAGAAGAACACCCCGAGCUCUCCCAGGAUGCAGAAGAACACUCUCAGCUCUCCCGGGAUGCAGAAGAACACCCCGAGCUCUCCCAGGAUGCAGAAGAACACUCUCAGCUCUCCCGGGAUGCAGAAGAACACCCCGAGCUCUCCCAGGAUGCAGAAGUACACUCUCAGCUCUCCCGGGAUGCAGACGAAGAUCCCGAGCUGUCCCGAGAUGAAGAGGAAGGCUCAGAGCUGUCCCGGGAUGCAGGAAAACACCCCGAGCUGUCCUGGGAUGCAGAAGAAGACUCCAAACUCUCCCGAGAUGCAGAGGAACACCCCGAGCUCCCCCAGGAUGCAGAGGAACGCCCCGAGCUCCCCAGGGAUGCAGAGGAAGACCCCGAGAUCUCCCAGGAUGCAGAGGAAGGCUCCUCCCUGUCCUCCUCCAGCGAGGAGGAGCCCACGGUGCAGGAGGCCCCGGAGGUGAUGCAGGAGGGUGAGCUCCGGGCUCAGAACGGGCUGCACCGCCCGCACAGCCUGGAGGAGCUGCCCGAAUUCACCGAGGAGCUGCUGAACGGCACCUCCAGCACGGCCCCGGCACAGGAAACCCUCUCAGAGCCCUCGGGGGUGCUGCCAGCACAGAUCCCCAGCCCUGGGGAUGGCACUGCCACCAGGCUGGGGGAUGGCACUGCCACCAGGCUGGGGGAUGGCAGCCUCAGGGGGAAGCAGCUGAGCCCCGUGUCCCCUGCUCUGGGUGAGGAGGAUGUCCUGAGCCCCACAGCCCAGCGGCAGCCCUGCUCCUCAGGGGACGAGUGACAGAACCUUCUGGUGGCUCCUUCCUGCCAGAACCCCAUUGUUCCCCCUUAUCCCACCCCGUCCUGAUGCUUCCACAUCUUCCCGUGGGUUUUUACAUGUUUGUGUGGAUUUUUUGCACCCCUUUUCAGAGUGAAGAACCACCAAGUUCUGUUGCACCCCUCACAGCCCACCCAAAUUCUCAUGUUUGCUCUGGGAUCCCCUCUUCAUUUUGAGUUUCCUCCUGGGUGGGUUGCCUGGAGGAACCCACCUGGUAUUUAAUUUAAACUCAGUGGUUCCCCAUUCCCUACAAGAUUUCCUCUCCAAUUCCUCCAGGACGUCCAGCUGGACCUUAGGGACUCCCCCAAACUGCACCCUGGGAUUCAGCAUUUUGGGCUACAUCACCCCAGGCUGACCCUGGGUAUUUAACAUGUUUGUGUGGAUUUUUUGCACCCCUUUUCAGAGUGAAGAACCACCAAGUUCUGUUGCACCCCUCAGAGCCCACCCAAAUUCUCAUAUUUGCUCUGGGACCCCCUCUUCAUUUCCAGUUUCCUCCUGGGUGGGUUGCUCUGCUGUAUUUAAUUUAAACUCUGUGUUUCCUCAUUCCCGGCAAGAUUCCCUCUCCAAUUCCUCCAGGAUGUCCAGCUGGAGGUUAGGGCCCCCCCCCAAACUGCACCCUGGGACUCGGCAUUUUGAGGUACAUCACCCCAGGCUCCCCAGCCUGACCCUGGGGACUGAGCCACGCUGGAUGUACCCAAAAUUAAUUUAAUAAAGCCUCAUCCUCCCCUCA
Molecule: messenger RNA, 4945 nt
Organism: Zonotrichia albicollis (white-throated sparrow)
Lineage: Eukaryota; Metazoa; Chordata; Aves; Passeriformes; Passerellidae
Source: RefSeq, a predicted model, not a curated record